Messenger RNA from Prorocentrum cordatum, 1325 nucleotides. The record is from the annotation of a GenBank genome assembly. Lineage: Eukaryota; Dinophyceae; Prorocentrales; Prorocentraceae.
GGUUCAAGCCACGCCGCCAGCGGCGCGUGGGCGGCGGGCGUGCGCGCGGCGAGGGGGAGGGAAGGGACGCGUGCCCGCCCCCCCGCCGCCAGCAAUGCCUCUGGAUGAGAAUUCGGCGGAUAUUGGAACUCACCAACUCGUUUCGGCAGCAGCACGCCCUGCCCCCCCUGAUGCACCACAAGGCGCUGGCAAGGGUGGCGGCAAAGCACGCCGCCGACGUCGCCGACGGUGCUGCGCCGUUCAGCCACGCCGGAGCGCCCGAGCGCUUCUCAUCGUGCCAGGGGGCGCGGUGGGUGAACGUUGCAGAAAACCUUGCGAGGUCCGACGGCUUCGGCAGAGACGAGCUGCCGCAGGCCACGGUCAGCGGCUGGUGCGGGUCGCCCGGCCACCGGCGGAACCUGCUGGGCCCGUUCGACGCGUGCGGAAUCGGCUGGGCCGCGAGCGACGCCGGCACCAUCCGGCCGACAUUGCUGGCCCUGCGGGACGCGCGGGACUGCCCCACCGUCUACGCGCAGACGUCGCAGGUGCUGUGCGAGGGCGCGAUCCGCGUGGCCAACUCCGCGCCCGCGGUGUGCGCCGCGCUGGGGCUGGCGCUGUCUGGUCCCGCCGUGGCCCUGGGCGCCGGUGCCCUCGGCGGCGCGCUCGGGCACGGCUACGGCCUGAAGGCCACCAGCGUGCCCCUGUGGGGCUGCGGCAAGGCUUGGCGCUGGCUGCGACCCGCCUGCUGCUCGCGCUGCGGCGGGGGCGGCGGCUCGCUGGCCCUGGCCGCCGAUGGCGCGCUGCUAUGCGUGGACCCCACGCGCGCUUCGGCCAGGCCAACUGGAACUACGUCGAGUAAGCGGCAGGGAGACUGAAGCACGGGCGCCCAGAGAGGCCAUUUGAAUGGCUGCAGCAGCAACCAUGCCUAUUCGUGGCCGACGUUCGCCGUCGCCGGAAUAGCCGCCUUUCUUUCUUUAUGAUAGCACGAUGGUUCUAUGAGUCCUGUACAUACGAGCUGUUAAGAGAAUCGGGCAGACGUUGGCAAGGCAACCGAGACAGCCCGAGCGCUCACGCGUAUCGGUGUGGCAGUGUCUCGGCUGCUGUCUGCUUGCACGACUCGUUCCGCUUUCGGCCAAUCCAAUCUUGGGCCCAGCAAUUGAGGGCGUAUACACUGAUCUCGGUGCCAGGAUGGGCCUGCCUUGUAUUGGUGUUGGCGUAGAGUGGGCGUGGUCCUUCCCCCUGGCUGUCCUUUCUUCACUGACAAUGGCGGGAACACCGUGGAGCAGGAGCCUUGUACACAGACGCUCGGUCCUCUGCCCGCGUCCCCGAUCGAUCGACCUCAUCAU